Colletes gigas is the source of this 2974-nucleotide messenger RNA. RefSeq names its product DNA-binding protein D-ETS-4 (gene Ets98B). Bases 520 to 2325 code for a protein of 601 amino acids. Lineage: Eukaryota; Metazoa; Arthropoda; Insecta; Hymenoptera; Colletidae. The transcript has 7 exons. Gene Ontology annotation, biological process: cell differentiation; regulation of transcription by RNA polymerase II. Gene Ontology annotation, cellular component: nucleus. The record is from RefSeq and is a predicted model, not a curated record. Gene Ontology annotation, molecular function: sequence-specific DNA binding; DNA-binding transcription factor activity, RNA polymerase II-specific.
UCUCGGCACGCUCGAAUUCGAAGUUCGUUCGUGGCGGUCGCGCGCUCAGCGGUCGGUCGGUCAGUCAGUCAGUCGCACGCGGCACACGAAAGCCUCGAGAAGUCGAGGGAGGUUCGAAAACACGCGAGAAAAACCAGAGCGAACGAGACGGAAGCGAGACUCGACAGGGUGAAGGGAAGGAACGGGAAACGAGACAGGGCGAAGAAUACGAAUAUAUACAAACGGGAUCGUGCGUCGCGCGUUUCCUUCGCGCGAAGAGACUGGAGCCGCUUUAGCGUACGAGUCGAUCUCUCCUCUCAAUUCGAGAGAUCGACUGGGCCACCCCUCGAGGCAGCUUCCGAGGCAUCAACCACCUGGAAGACACCGAGUGGCAACUGUCAAAAGUGAGAUACUACGGGGAAACGCCGGGAAGGACGAGAUGGUGUACGGAGGAGGGUUCGAUAUGGUGGAAACGGUAAGAGACGAAACUUGAACGUAGUCGAAUCCACAGCUAAUUGUCAAAGAAAUUUUUCAUCACAGAUGCCACAAACGGUGCCUUCUGCAGCCGGCUAUUCGCCGUCGUUCGAUUACAGCACAUUCCAGUUCGAUUUAUCCCUUCUUUCGGACGAUUAUGUCACCGCGAGCGCCCAGAAUACCUUGAAACCGACGCAAAUCAAACAGGAAGCUCAAUCGCCGCGUCCUAGCUCGCCCAUUACUUACUCGAGUCCGCCGUAUCCCGGCGCGGGCGGUGAAUUGCCACUGUCCCCCAAUUAUUCGCACGAGGGUUCGCCAGGAUAUCCGACCAGUCCCUACUACGUACCCAGGAGCCCUCAGAGCGCGCAAUUUUAUCCCACCAGCCCGGAACCGUCCGCGAAACAACCGGUCAAAAGGGAGAAGAGUCUCGACUUGCUGGCCAUCUUGCAGGAAUCCAGACUGCUGGCCGAGAGUCUGGGGUACAGGGAGGAUUCGACCGAUUGCACAGUGCCGUGCACGCCGCCCAGAACGGAGGAGGACAUUUACAACAGCCUUGACGCGGAUUUCUUCGCUAAGAAAGAAGAUGCCGGAGUGCAAGGACACCCGUUGCUGAAGGAAAUCCUCUUCAAAGAAGAGCCUCGGUCCAAUUGCAGCAGCAGCAGCAGCAGCGUCAGCAGCAAUUCCUCUUCGUUGUCGUCUUCUUCAUCAACGACAUCCUCCUCCCCCGAUCCGAUAGAGCUCGAGAACAGUUCGCCGCUGAGGAGCUUGCUCUUCAAGGGCGCUCGAAAGGAUUUCGCGGACGUCGCGAGAACAAAUGUCCUGAAACUCGAGAGAAUACAGGACGAGGUUAGCAAUCCUCUGCAGAAGGAGGAGGAGCUUUUCAAGGACGGCCAAAAGAGCGAUCAUCAGUUGCUGAGGGAGGUUCUGAGGGACACCAGCUUUCAAAGGAAGUACAAUCUGAGACCCGUGGAUCUUGGUAGCGUCGGGACCGGGUUCGUGGAAGACAUGGAACCCGGUGAGUGCGUCGGGGACCUGACCAGAGAACAGAUCGAGCCCGUCCUCAGUCUGGCUAUCCAGCAGCUGCAGAAAGACUUUGAUAAUACCUGCGUGGCGCUGGGAAUCCAUCCAGAACCGCGACGCUGGAGCGCGGCGGACGUAGCAGCUUGGAUACAAUGGGCCAGGAGGCAAUUGCAGUUGCCCUCGGUGCCAUUGGAGAGCUUCAACGUGGACGGCGCUACGUUGACUUCGCUCACGGAGGAAGAAUUCUGUCAGAGAGCACCUCAGUGCGGAAGCAUGCUGCACGCACAGCUGGAAAUUUGGAAAGCAGCGGUCGAGGAAUCCCCGCGAAACACUCUGGCGGCUUCCUGGAGUCCUGCAGGUGUUGUGCAAACACCCAACAACAACAACAACAACAACAACAACAACAACAACAACACAACAGGAACAACGUCUAUUGCAAACACAACCACCGUUACUGUCAAAGGUUCUCCUUGCAACGUGGAUUUCUCCGAUGACGAAGACGAGGAGUGCGGUUCCUCUCAAACGGGAACGAGCAACGGGAACGGCAACAACGGCGGUAAAAUGCGAAACGGCGGCUCCCACAUACACCUAUGGCAGUUCCUGAAGGAGCUGCUGCAGAGCCCGGGGAUCCACGGGUCCUGCAUACGCUGGCUGGAUCGCGGCAAAGGCGUGUUCAAGAUCGAGGACUCGGUCCGCGUGGCCAAGCUCUGGGGCAAAAGGAAAAACCGUCCGGCCAUGAACUACGACAAACUGAGCCGCAGCAUCAGGCAAUACUACAAGAAGGGUAUCAUGAAGAAGACGGAACGUAGCCAGAGGCUCGUCUAUCAGUUCUGCCAUCCAUAUUGCCUUUAAACGGAUCAGAACCGUUGAAAGUCUCGCGCGCGGAUGAUCGUCGACGGCGUUACCCCGGGACGAGAACAAACGACUUUGAGGAUAUUUUAUUUAUUGCUGACGCGCGUACGUGUCGAAGCUGAGCUUCAACAAUUUAUUCGAGUAUUUAUUGAAACGCAUAACGGUGUCGGGGUAACGUCGACGGGCGUCUCUUUCGAUUCCUUUUAUAACGUGUGCGCGUACGCCGAGCGCCGGUGACAGGUUGUCCCGGAGAUCGUGUCGAAAUAAUCUUAAGGUGCCUGAUGCUUUAUCGAGAAGCGGACACGAGUGCAAAGGGUUAACACCUUUCCAUCGAUUCCGGGCCCAAGGUUGUCACCCGAUUACCUUGGGCCCGGCUGUUCGUCGAAGGGAGUUGCGACGAAGGGCUUCCGACUCUUUCUGCGUGCGGAAUUUCUUUUUUCUUGUUUUUUUUUUUCUCUUCUUUUUCCAUAUACUUGUCGCGUGUGUGCGUGCCGUGCGUGAUUGUCUUGCGCGUGUGCGUCUCUGGUGUGCCUGAUUAAAGGAGAAUCAGUACGGAGGUCGAAGGUAAACGAUCCACCGUGUCCGGCAUUAUCCUUCGGGGAUAACGCCGUGCCACGGCUGGGUACCAUUUAGUACGCCCGUUUUGGGC